AUGGCCAUGCCACUCGACGGCCGCAAACAGUCACAGCUAGGUGGCGCAUGCAAGCUCAAGGGUUCAUGUGACAGCUGCGCUGCCUCCAAGGUGCGGUGCUCCAAGGAAAAACCCACUUGCUCGCGGUGCGCAAAGACGGGCUCGUCAUGCCUCUAUAGCCCGGCACGGCGGAUCGGAAGGCCGCAUCAGCACCAGACGACAACAGCAGCAAAACGAGGGUCCCCCAAAGAACCAACAGAUCUUACGGAUACCCAGGAAGUGGGAGCUAGCGAUACACCUCCAUCAUAUGAACAAACGGCGAGUUUGCCAUUAUCUCGUAGCUGUGCAACAAUGGUGGUAUCUCCGACGCCAACGAUAGCUGUGGCGACCGAAACGACAGCUGCAAUUAGCGCAGAGCAGCAGCAGAAGCAGCAAAACCCCGAGUCCCACGACUGCUUCCAUCUGAUUGUGGACCUUCUCCUGGAUCUAGAGACCCGACCAAGACGCCUCGCAGGUCCCGGCUUAGCCAAUGCCAUGCUGCGGCAAUUGGCGUGUACGCUCAUAUGCGAAUGUGCACUGCGACAGGACAUUCUACUGCUCGUCGUGGCCGGCAGCCACGCUGUCCUCGACUGCAUCGUUAAUGACAUGGGCCACAUGAGCAGCGUUGAGACGGACUUGGAGGAGAAGUGGCUCCAGCAGGUGGCUAGUCUAGCUGCUCGACUAGCCCACCGGAGCAGCAGCCUCCUAGGUGAUAGCACCCCUGAAAGGACAAGCGACAACGCGAUCCCAGGGUUGCUUCUCGAACUAAAGCUGAAGGUGCAGGAGGCUAUGAAUUGCGUGUUAGAGCAACGGCAGCGCUAUAGGCCCGAGACGGCAGAGUAUGCGACCCAUGUGCAGCCGUGGUAG
Molecule: messenger RNA, 885 nt
Organism: Microsporum canis CBS 113480
Lineage: Eukaryota; Fungi; Ascomycota; Eurotiomycetes; Onygenales; Arthrodermataceae
Exons: 1
Coding region: 1-885 (294 amino acids)
Biological process (GO): regulation of DNA-templated transcription
Molecular function (GO): zinc ion binding; DNA-binding transcription factor activity, RNA polymerase II-specific
Source: RefSeq, a predicted model, not a curated record